AGCACUGCUAUCACACCAUCUUGGUGUUCGUGUUUGCGGCUGCGCUAUUCACCACACGCAGAAGGCACGUCAACUGGCAGAACGACAGUCGAUCACUGCCGUGCACAAACGCGCACACUCGACGCAUCCUCCGCGAUAACCCCUAUUCCGUUUGAUCAAAGGUGACGGCGAAGGUAGUUAGACUUGUUUGUUUGUUUCUUUCUUUCUGUUGUUUGUUCAAGUCCCACGUCAGCGCAUUCAUUCGCCUCAGCCCUGCUCUAUCAAUUCGGCGCUGAUUUGUCGAGCAAAUUAUCGUGGUGCGUUUGAACUUCUCCUUUGGGUUCUUCUUCUCUCUUUGCUUCGUUUGCUUCUUCUUGCACGCGUGUUUGUCCGCGUGAGUGUUUGUGUGUACUACUUAUAAUUAGUGAAGAGAAGAAUGUUUCCCGGGGGCUAUCUCCCCGACUACGGCACACCACGUGGGCGCCGGACCACAGCAGUGCCAGCACCAACAGCCAUCAGCCCUGCUUCACCCCGAUCCGCAAACCCAACCACCGGCAAUGCGAAUUUGCCGAACGCGAGCGACGUGGUCUCCGUGGCCGCCCUUCCGCACUCCCCCGCGGCAGCGACCGACGGUCACAUCUUCGCGCCUGCCGGGAGAGUGGACACAAAGUUCGCGCUGCCGCCGGCUCUCAUAACGUGUCUCGUGCGGCACAUCGACAGCCAGCACAACGUCCUCGCGACACCAGCCAUCGUGGAGAAGUGUCUGCGUGACCUGCAACUGCGGCUCAUGCCGUGGGUGCCGGUGGAGCGUGUGUUCGGUUCGACGAUGCGCGCUACGGUACCCGUUGGGGCCUCCACGACGUCGGCCUCGGCGUGCCAAGCACACAAGCCAGGCGACAUCAGGCCACUUUCGUCUUCCUCCCCCGCGGCCGGUCGCUCAUCGCUGCCAAACGGUGCCGUCGUCCCUGGCGGCGAUCCCGCAGCUCCACCCCUGCCAUCGACCCCACACGCCGGCUCCUACCUGGCCGGCAGCCACGUGCACCUGCAGCUGGCGAAGACGACGGACAACUCCGUUGCGACCGCAGAUGGGGCGUCGGUGCUGCACCUCCUCUUUUACGCCGUGGACGAGCCGGAGUCACGGCCCUCGCACCUCGGCCACGUUGUGCAGGAGUGGCAGGAGGCGCUGAAGGCAAAAGGCGAGGAGCACGACUGUAUGGUGCUGCUGGUGCACGGCGACUUGGUGGCCGCGUCGGAGGCGGCAGCGCGGAUGGCGGAGGAAGCGCAGCACGUCGGUGGUGAUGGUCCGCAGGCCGCGGGCUCGGUGUCCACCGCACGCACCGCGGCCUCAGCAUCUCCGCCGCCCGCACCUCCGUCCUCCACUCGUCCUGCGGUGCUGCAAGACAAAGUCGACGCCGCGGCGGCCCAGCUGCGCAAGUACUACAAGGAACUGCACGACCUGAAACUCUCACCGCAGCAGGUCUCGGCCUACAUGCCAAACGAGACGCCGAUGCGUGUUGUGGAGCGGCUUCGGCCCGCCGUCAUCGCGCGUGGGGGCCGGCUGCGGCAGUCACUGCAGAUCGCUGCAGCACGGAAGCGGCAGUUUCCGCAGGACCCGAGCACGAAGCCAAAACCCUUCUCCGGCUUAUCCUCUCCGCCAACUGCUGGGGCAACGCCUACGUUGUCUCCGGCAAACAACCCGAUCUCCUCCUCCUCCCCACCCGCAUCCUCUCCUCAGCCAACGAGCAGUCCGCAGCGAACGGUAUCACCUGCAGCAGCUGCAGCAGCAACGUCUCCUUCGGCCGCGCGUCAUGCAGCCCCGCCGUCGUCGUCCUCCGAUGCGAACGCGCGGUACUUCAACGUGCAGGCGCUGUGGCGAACGGGCUACGAUUUGGUGGUGCAUUACCUUCAGUACGGAUUUGUCUUCGAUGCUCGCGAGGCCUUGGAGCACCUUUACCUGGAGUACUACAACAACUCCGAUGACUACAUGUUUCUCCGCACACCGGUGGCGACCUUGGAGCGGCUGGGACGCGUGCCGAACCUGUUCGACUCCCACGGACACGGAGGGUGGGAGGUGGGGCGGACGGGCUACCCGAAGGCUCUGGAGCCGGGCUCGGAGUUGCUAGAGGGUCUGCUGCUCUUGGCCUCGGCGGAGAUAACGUGUUCGCUGCUGCUCGGUGAGGCAGCGACAGCACUGCGGCGAUACAACACCUUUGUGCAGGUCACGCGCGAGAAGUUCGAGGAGUGGAACACAUCGGAGGCGCAGACGAAGUCGCAGGCGACGCCGUCAUCUGCAUCAUCAGACAAAGCAGCCAACGCAGCUCCGACAUCACCGCAAAGGCAGCAGCAUCAGCAGGCGAUUGAAGCGACGUCAGGCGUCACCUCCUCCACGUACCAACAGUUUUUCCUCUUGCAGUGUUAUUUGUCAGGUCUGCGGAUGUGGUGGCCGACGUCAGGUCUGUGCCGGCCGCGGAAGGCCAUCUCGUCACGCACCUCUCCAGCCCCUGCACCCACGGCUGCCGCAGCCGACGAACCGCAAAGCAGCGCGGGUAAGGAGAAGCAACUGCACGGAGACAGCGCAGCAACCGUGCCGAGUCAGCGCACCCCGAGGGCGAGCUCCACGUUCUCCCCACUCCGCCUUCCACCGUUGGAAAUGGCCUCCCCACCUGACACCGUCAAACAAGCAGCUCUGCCAGCGCCGGAGGAUGGCGCCGACAUGGACGGUUCGGUGGCGGUGGCGCUGAGCACCUCGCCUUUGCUCCUGCCGAACUCAGAAGAUCCGGCAGCGGCGUUGGGGAUCGCGGCCCCGCUGUCCUCACCCAACUUCACCACGACGUACGUUACCUCCACCGCCUCCCCUCCCCUGCCCGGUGCGCCGGAGGAAGACGGCGGCGGCGGCGGCGUGCGCUAUUCCAUAACGAACCCUUCUUUUGCUGCGCCGGGUGGGACGCCGAUGUCAGCGCAGUCGUCACGCCGAGUAAGCUCCUUCGCCGGGCGCGCGGAGUUCAUCAGCGCGGAUCGGCAAGGGGGCGGAGCAACGACAACAACUCCUCUUCUCGCCCCCGCCUCUGCUUCAUCGAACGGCGUGAGGAGUGGGGAGCGCUGCAACUCAAGCGAAGAGGGGUAUAACGCAGCGCAGCUGCCCCUCGGCGGAGAGGACGAGGAGGACGAUUCGGUUCGUUUCGAGUUGAACUACCUAACGGCUGGCAGUGAGGAUACGGUGCAGGUGUCCGCCGGGUACUUGGUCGAGCUGGCCAUCUCCACCGGGCUCGUGGCACCUUCCAUGGAGCCCGCCGAGCUCAGCGGCACCGCCGAGGCGAUCCGCGAAGCAACGGAGGGCACCAAUGCGGGGCUGGUUCGCGAGUUGCAGCAGCGGCAACGUCAGCUGCGACGCAGCUGUGCGGAGGCGGCCAGUCUUCUGGAGCGCGCACGAGACUCCCUGGCGGCGGUGGCGCACGAUCUCGGGUACAGCCCUUUCCGCCGCUUCAUGAAUGCACUGAGCUUCGAUGAUGAGGGGACGGGGGAAAUGUAUCGUGAUAAGGAGCGGCGCGCGUCACCUGCAGCGCCAGCCGCCACCGUCACCGCUGUGGCGACUAGCACAGCGUUUUCCAACAUUGAAGAGUUGUCGUCGCCCGCGCAGGCGCUGCGGCUGUGGCGCACUCUCACCGCGAUGGCCGCCUUGGCGCUGCACAUCAGCGAUCAGCGCCGCCGCGAGUUCCACCUCUACUCACGACUUGCCGUGACCUUCUUGUCUGAUCACCCCACCGUGACGGCGAACAUCGUGGCGGACCGCCUCCUGCCUUACGUGAAGACACUCGGUUGGCGUCACGUUGAGCUAUUCGUCCGACGUCUUUACGUGGAGGCGCGCGAGCAGCUGAUGCGGCGAGUGGGUCUCUUUGACGCUCUUAUGCGCACCUCCGCCCCCACACAAGGUGACCUCGGCCACAACAAGAACGGCAGCAGCGCGGCCGCGACGUGGGAAGAGGUUCACAAGGUGGAUUCCACGGUAUGGCUGCGCAUCUUCCGCACCGGCUGGGCCUACGCGUUGUAUAGGGAGUGCAUUCUGGUGCUUAUCCGCAGCGGCGUAGAAGACCCACAGGACUCGGCGGCAUCACUCUUGUUAGCCGACGGUGACACCACAGGCACGCAGCAGCAGCAGCAGCAGCAACAGCAGCAAUACAGUAGGCGUCCUCCCGCUUCGCUGAGUGGGUCGGCGUCCUCGCCGUUUGGCAUGACGAGCGAGGAAGGCGCCGUCGGCUCGCUCGGCACGCGUCUCUUCGCGUACCGCCCCAAGGAGCAGUGGUGGCGGGAGCUGAUUCGGGUCGAUGCGCUCGUCAUGAGCACCUUCUACGCGAAUGAGCCACCAGAGUACCCGAUGGACCACCCCAUGUCCCCGCUGAUGGUGCGGCUGGAGAGGCAGCGCUCGCCAGCUGCGGUCACCACCGAUGAUGGCGCGAUGCCCUUCUCCAAUCUCGCUGCCGGGGCGCUCGUGGCGGACGUGGACGAGAUGGUGCGAGUGUCUUUGAUCAUGACGAGCGCGGUGAACCCGUUGGUGGGGCCGGACGGCGGGCUGCACCUGCGGGUCACGUCCCCCAACACACACACGUCGCGGUCAGCCCAAACCGUGCGGCUGCAGCUCACGUUGGAGUCGCGGAAGGACUGGGCGGAUGAGGAGGAGCCGACGCAUGUGGUGCACCUGCACGACUGCGCGGAAGCCGCCUACGACGAGGUCAACCAUCAGCUGCGCGCCGUCUUUCUCUUCCCCGUCUGCCACGCAGGGGUCUACUGUGUGCGUCGCAUCCGGCUGUGCAACGGCAAGACGUGGCUGGUGCGCUACCCGCAGUACGGCAGCAGCACCGGCGGCAGCAAGGGUCGCCGCGGCUGUCAUCGUGGCCUCCCCAUGCUGUUUUCACGGGGAGGUGGUAUUCCAGCCUCGCACGCGUCAGCGUCACCGGCGUCUUUUCAGCCCGUCACGCGUGCCCCGGUGCUGCGUGUGCCCGAGCCACGCAGCAGCGUUCACCUUCGUCUUACGCUGCCGAGCGAGGCGCACUGCUUCGCGGACAGCGUCGACUACGCCACCUUGGAGGUGGACUUGGAGGAUCCGCUGCCGCUCACUCUGUCCUCCGGCGGGGGGCAGCCCUCCUCCGCCGGCGCCUUCAGCAAGAGCACCGACAAGACUGGGAUUGAGACGGCGACUGCAGUGGGGGGUCGAGGAGAGAACGACGACAGCGCCGACGAAGGGGCGGAGUGCUCGUGCUUUUACGAGGCCAGCCCGGGGAACCUUCUGCUACCGCUUUCUGUCACCGCGGCAGGUGCCAGCGGUCGGCACUCGCGCGAGCCCGGGACGUCGAUCGGUGAGGACGUGAUGGAGUUGGGGUCGCAGCAGCGGCUGGCGUCGGUGUCGCCGGGGUAUCGUGCGCUGCUUCUCAACGACGGCGCCGGUGUUGCGGAAAGCGUGGUCGGUCUCGCGGACGGUUUGCGCUCCCGGGGCGGUGCGCCGCUGGUGGCGGCGGUGGUGCUGGGCACGCCCAGUUUGUAUCGCCAGAGAGGAACAUCGAGCAGCGCAGGACCCGCCGUGGAGCCUUCGCGGACCGGCCCCGAUGCCUCUCUGACGCAACUCUUAGCGUCGCGCAGCCCGGACAUGGGAGCGGCCUCGGUGGGUGGCGGGUUGAUGGAGGGCGGUGGCGCUGCGUCGCACCGUGGACACGCAAGUCUGCAUCCCUGCCGCAAUCCGCAUCGUUCACCGUCGCACCGCGCGACACCCGCCGACGGACACCACUCCUCUUCCGCCCGCUCCUCGAGCCACCACCCGCUCUGCGCCUCGCCUCCGCUGGCGGCAGCGGGUCCGCCGCGGACCAGCAACAACAGCGACGGUAACCUUCGCUACAAGUCUGCUUUCAAACCGUUGCGGGUUGGCAACACCACAGAAAACAAUACGACUGCGGCUGCAACGGCAGCAGAGACGGUGGGCGUGAAAGACGGCGCGCUGCCGUCGCCCGGAAGCAACAACAGCGCCAGAAUCCUCCCCCCAGCCGAUCGUCCGCGGUCGAAGUCUGCGCAUCACGCAGCGCACUUCCACCAGCGUACCCCACAUCGCCUACCUCACCACCCUCGAUCCCUCGCCGCCUCAGAGCCGAGCGCACACGACGGCGGUGGCGUGGGUGCGGAGGAUGGAUUUGCGCGCAAAUCGAGGCAUUCGUUUGCGGACGCCGCAGGAUACCUCGUUGGGCUCGGUGGUGCCAUCAACACCGCCGCUGUGAGGCUCUCGUCGUCGCUGCAGGCUGUCGAUGCAGAUAGACUCCAGCUUCUUUUAAAGCACCCUGUCAAGACGCACAAGGCAGGAGAGAAGACAGCAUCGCCGACGCCGUCUGCGAAAGGCUUUUCAUCGUCGUCGUCGACGUCUGCCGCUGCCGCCGCCGCGGUGGCGUACACAUCCGUGCCGAUCCACUUGGGUGUCUACCUCAACUCCAUUCCUCCCCCCGAGCUCCAAACGCACGCCCCGAGCACCCUCUCGCCCCCGGAGGCGACGCGGGCGACAGAGCUGGCGGACACGCUGGGCCCGCUGCUGCAGGCGGUGGCCAACAACAGUGCGACCGCGUCGAUGGACCGGCUGCGCGAGAGCGUCAUUCGCCUGCUCCCCUCCCACAGUGUCCUUCAAGCGACCAGUUCAAGCGUACGCACCAGCCCUGUCACCGUCGCAGGCGCAGGGGACGACAAGGCUGGGGUCGCGCGAAUUCUCGUUUCGCAGAUGCGCCUGCGGGUGCCGCUGUUGCCGCUCCUUGUUACGCCAGCCGCUACUGCGCCGGUGAAGUCGGCGGAAGAGGCGACGAGAGAUCUAAACCCCCCUCACGGCAACAACAGCUCCAGCAACAUACCGGCGCCCCCGUCCUCCCCCUCUUCCUCCUCCAGCGCGGAGGUAGCGAAGCAGGCGCGCAUCACGUUUACCUGCAUGCGUGGUCGCGAGCCGUCCACGACCAGCCUCAGCACAGUGAUACCGUUUCAACUCGCUAUCAGCUGCGACUACGCGUUUAAGCACUUCCAAGGUCGCGUCUAUUGCCUAGUGCGCAUGAAAAACCUGCUGAAGACCACCUCGUUGUGGAUGCGCGGGGCGGUGCUGACGGUGUUGGACCCCGAGCCGUCCUACGAGAUCGUACGGGUGUGCGACGUCUACGAGCAGCUGCUGGCGACGGAGUGGAAGCCACAGGAGGAGCUGAGCAUCCUGUACGAGCUCGACCUCAUCGCGUCCUUUCACCCUGUCCAGCCCGAGUGUGCGCAUCAGGUGCAAAUGAAGGUGUUCUACUCCAGCUGGGUGAAGAGUUUUCUGGCGAUGCCGGCCGAGGACCGCUUGGUGCUGCGGCCGGAGACGUUGCCGUCGACGGAGGCAACCGCGGAGAGCGUCGAGCUGAUCCACGGGGAGGAGGAAGGCAACGGGCACGCCUCUUCCGCGCCGACCACGGCUCUCCCGCUGCGGCGCAGCUCCACGGAAAGGGAUCCGGACGACUUUCUCUGUGCGCUGAAGAGCGAGCCGAACGGCGAGGACAACAACGACCCGCUCUCCGCCAGGACACCCGCCCCGGGUGGCAACGCUGCGGGGUCGAGCCUGGCCACCACCCUGGCGCACACCGCGGCUGGAGCGCAGGGCGGGCACCGCGUGUCCACCACCGUGACGUCUGGUUUCAGCGACCACAGUGAAGGGAGUGUCACGCACUCCGCCACGCAAGUCGCCCACUCCAGCCCCACCAACUUUUCGCCGAAGAGCGAGGACGGCGCGGACACGAGCAGUCGCAGUCGCAGCAGCGGUACCACCUCUGGCGCGGUUCACUUUAACGUGCUGAUCCUGCGCCAACUCGAGGAAACGUGUAACAGCGUUGUGGGCCCCGUCGCCACAUUCCAUUCGAAGCACCUGUGCGUCUUCAACAUCGUCAUGUACGCCGAGUCGCCGUGGACGAUGCGGUUUGGUGCGGCGACGAAUUACGUGGCGCGAGCGCCGACCCCUCCGCUCUCUCGGACAGCGAGCACCAUCAGCAAGGAGAGUUGGGGCGGCUCGCCGCUUCGCUCGUCAGCUCAGCCCGCCCGUAUGGCGCACCCGCAUCACCACCGCCCUCCCUCGAUCUUCUCCAGUGCACCAACGGGGGCGGCGGCGGGGGGAUUCAGCGGAAACUACACAGGCACGAACAACCCGACGACGGCAGACACCGACUCCUUCUUUGGCAACGCGAUAGUCGACCAGCCCGCUGACUUCGUCUUUGUCGCGGGGGAGCCGGUGCGCUUCUGUGUGCGGUUGCAGCCCCUAGCCCAGAACUGGCCGGAGGACGCGAAUAUGGAGGAGACGUUCUUCAUUCGCCUCACCUACAAUCCGGAGGAGUGGAUGGUGAUCGGUAAGCAGCGCGACCGGCGGACGCUCUCCCUGAUGGAGGAGGUCACGGUGUACUUCAACGCCGUCCCGCUGCUGCCGCGGAACGCAGCGGACGUGAACGCCGACACGCAGCGAUUCCCGCGCAGCAACGCCGUGGACGAAGACGAGCAAGACGAGGAAGGGGGGGAGGGCAACGCGUCGCUGUUGUUUGUAGAGGAAGGUGAGAAAGGCGGCGGCGCCACCGGCGCAGCGCCGUCAUCGCGGCAUCUCGCCGGACACGCAGUGCGGGACGAAGGCAUUUUGCAGACGCCGACGGUGGAAAUGUUUUGGGAGCGUAAGAAGUCCGCGGCCGGCACGACAGCGACCGACGACGCAUCGACAGCAGCACACCACCGCUUUGAUUCUCAAACUCCGGCGGCGGCGGCACCCUCCGCGUACGAGGACGCAGUAAUGGGCGAGGCGGUGCUGAUCGAUGUCGUGCAGUUCCGUACCUGGGUGCGUGUACGCAAACACAGCCAUUAG
Leptomonas pyrrhocoris is the source of this 8854-nucleotide messenger RNA. RefSeq lists its product as hypothetical. NCBI's taxonomy places the organism in Eukaryota, Euglenozoa, Kinetoplastea, Trypanosomatida, Trypanosomatidae. The coding region runs from base 416 to 8854 and encodes 2812 amino acids. The record is from RefSeq and is a predicted model, not a curated record. The transcript has a single exon.